AUGGCACCCUCGUACAAGCCCUGGGUGGUCAAGGUCAAGGCCCAUCCGGGCUCCACUGCCGAAGACAUCGCCAACGAGCCCAAUUGGGGCACGGGGCACCAGCAUCGCGUCGGGUUUAGGAACAGAAACAACCGCGUGCCCGGUCUCACACACGACCCGGACGACUAUCGCAACGAGAUCGAACAGGCGCUGAGAGAUCAGGAACAGCUCAGGGCUGACGUCAAGGCCGGCAAGCUCAUUAACUUCCGCGAUGUAAUCCAGCAUCAAGAGGACUUUCACCUGCGGCACCCCGAAAACAAAUCGCUGGGUUGGAGGUACGUGCUUGACACCACCGAGGACUGGAUCAAGAAAGAGGAGCCAUGGCCAGCAAACUUGAAGCGGAAACAGCAGGAGGAAGAGGCCAAGGCCAAGGAGAGGCAAACAGAGGACGGCACCAGGCCUCAGGAGGAGCACGAGCUGAAGCGGCCCGCCGACCAGGCUAAACACCACGAUGCCUACGCUACAGACAAGGACGCAGACAAGAAGGCGGAUGCCCGUCUCUCCGAGAAGUAUACGCCUCAGGAGCUCGCCCUGUUGCGUUCCCUUGAGCACGAGAAGAAGUACAUCUACCAUCUCAAGGAGAACGACGGCAAGCACAAAUCUCCACAGAAGCACGAGCUGUACCAGGUUUCCAUCGACGAACAGGACCAAUUCAGUCCCGACAACUGGGUGCCGCGUUCUUCUGACCUCAUUCGCCUCACAGGCAAGCAUCCCCUCAACGCUGAGGCUCGUCUAAGCCACCUCUUUGAUGCUGGCCUCAUCACGCCCAAUGAGCUCCACUACGUGCGCAACCACGGUGCCGUGCCGAGGCUCCUCUGGGAGUUCCACAAGCUCGACGUCGAGCACAAGGGCAAUGUGAUAAGGUCCUUCUCGAUGGACGAGCUGAAGGAGUUGGACACCAUCAACAUCCCUGUGAGCCUCGCUUGCGACGGGAACAGACGCAAGGAGCUCAACAUGGUCAAGAAGAGCAAGGGCUUCGGCUGGGGCGCUGGUGGCGUCAGCUGCGCGUACUGGAAGGGCCCGCUGGUGCGUGACGUGCUUCUCUCGGCUGGCGUCCCGGAAAGGCUUCCGCACCAGGACAGCAAGCGGUAUUGGCUAAACUUCGAGGGUGCAGACGAGCCGAGCGACGGCAAGUACUCAACUUGCAUCCCCUUUGAGUACGCCAUGGACCCUCAGAACGACGUGUUGCUGGCCUACGAGAUGAAUGACCUCCCACUCCCCCCCGAUCACGGCUACCCGGUGCGUGUCAUCAUCCCCGGUUACGUUGGCGGUCGCUGCGUCAAGUGGCUACGGAGGCUAUGGAUCAGCGACAAGGAGAACGAUUCCCACUAUCACAUCUGGGACAACCGGGUGCUUCCCAGCUUUGUCACGGAGAAGGACGGGCCAUUUGCCGAGGCUCUCUUCCGCCACCCCGAUACCGCGUGUAACGAGCAGAACCUCAACUCCGUUAUUGUGAAGCCCGCACACGGAGAGAAGAUAGCAUUGUCCGAGGCCAGAAAAGGACACAGCUACCGGAUCGAGGGUCUUGCUUACGACGGAGGCGGCCACGAGGUACAGCGCGUCGAAGUCUCCCUUGACGGCGGCGACACCUGGCUGUAUUGCAUCCGCAAAUUCCCCGACUACCCUAUCCGCCAUGGCAACAAAUUCUGGACCUGGGUUCAUUGGCACGUCGACGUCGAGAUCUCGCAUCUCUUGCGUGCAAAGAGCAUCACCGUAAGAUGCUUCAACGUCUUCAAGAACACGCAACCCAGAGACUACAACUGGAACAUCAUGGGCAUGAUGAAUAAUUGCUGGUACGUCGUGCAGCCGGAGAUCGUUGAGCCAGACGAUUCGGAUACGCCGGCGAUCCUCUUCAGACAUCCCACUGAACCGGGAACCGGCAACGGCGGGUGGAUGAAGCCCAGCAUUGAGAACCGCAUUGCGGACGCGAAGCAGGAAGCCGGGGCGCCGCAGAAGGAGUUCACUCGCGAGGAGAUCGAAAAACAUGACAAGCAGGAUGAUUGCUGGAUUGUUGUAGAUGGAAAGGUCUACGAUGCUACGAGCGUUUUAGACUGGCAUCCGGGCGGAGCCGCUGCCAUUCUGGGUCACGCUGGCAAGGUGCAUCAGGAGACGAGCGACGAAUUUGCGAGCAUCCAUGAUGAAUUUGCGUACCAGAAGCUGAAAGAAUGCGUCCUGGGCGUUGUUACCCAGAAGGCCGCCAACUUCAUCAAGGAAAAUGCAGAAGCGGCAGCCAAGGAAAGCGCCGACUCGGCGUCUGGCUCAGAGCAGGUCACGCUCCAGAAACACCGAUGGGUUCCCGUCAGGCUUAUCAAGAGAACGCAAGUCUCUGAGGAUACGAGAACAUACACAUUCGAGCUCCCGGCCAACAACGCACUCCUCGGCUUGGGCACUUGUCAGCAUGUUCAGGUUGGGUUUCACCUUAAAGAUCGAAUGCUCGUGCGAAGCUACACACCCACUAGGCCAGUCCUUCCGGCGCCUUCGGACCCCAAGAUCAAUGAGCACGUAAGACUUAAUGGCAACGACAGUGGCCACGACGAGGACCUCCACGCGGUCGAGGAUGGCGAUGGGACAUUUGAUUUGACAGUCAAGACGUAUUUUCCCGACGACAACCAACCGGGCGGCGCCAUGUCCAACCUCCUGGAUUGCAUGCCUAUUGGGGAGGAGGUCGAGAUCCGCGGGCCGACCGGGGAGAUCGUGUACAACGGGAACGGCGACUUUGUGAUUGAAGGCAAGAAACGCCACUUCAAUCGCGUUUCCCUCGUCCUUGGCGGGUCCGGGUUGACCCCGGGGUACUCGCUCAUCGCACGUAUCCUGCUCAGCGGCAACGACAAGACCAUGAUCAGAGCCAUUGACGCGAACAAGAGCCAGGCCGACAUCCUCCUCCGAGACUCACUCAAGCGUUUCGAAGACGAAUCAAAUGGUCAAUUAGUUGUGACCCACGUCCUUAGCCAGCCAGAGGAUGACUGGAAGGGACUAAAGGGCUAUGUCAAUAAGGAUAUCAUCACCGCCAACCUGUUCCCUCCAGCUGAGGACUCUGUCACGUUCUUGUGCGGGCCGCCGGCCAUGAUCCAAAAGGCUGCGCUACCGGCCCUCAAAGAUUGGGGCUAUGUGGAGGAUGACAACAUGUUUGGCUUCUGA
Messenger RNA from Purpureocillium lilacinum, 3177 nucleotides. RefSeq lists its product as uncharacterized. Lineage: Eukaryota; Fungi; Ascomycota; Sordariomycetes; Hypocreales; Ophiocordycipitaceae. Gene Ontology annotation, biological process: sulfur compound metabolic process. Gene Ontology annotation, molecular function: molybdopterin cofactor binding; heme binding; molybdenum ion binding. The record is from RefSeq and is a predicted model, not a curated record.